This is a messenger RNA of Cyclopterus lumpus (lumpfish), 519 nucleotides long. RefSeq names its product achaete-scute homolog 4. Bases 1 to 519 code for a protein of 172 amino acids. The record is from RefSeq and is a predicted model, not a curated record. Gene Ontology annotation, molecular function: protein dimerization activity; DNA-binding transcription factor activity, RNA polymerase II-specific; RNA polymerase II transcription regulatory region sequence-specific DNA binding. The transcript has 2 exons. Gene Ontology annotation, biological process: developmental process; regulation of transcription by RNA polymerase II. Lineage: Eukaryota; Metazoa; Chordata; Actinopteri; Perciformes; Cyclopteridae.
AUGACCGUGAGGAGACUGUCGGGAGAAAUGUCUUAUCCCUGCGUAAAGGAGCAUAUGCCGCACGCCCCUCCAAUGGCCCUGCACGGCUUCUCCGUGGACAAGAGCGCAGCACACCACAAGGACGCGCUCCGCCUCGGACUGCCCUUCCACAUAGACGCCGCAUACCUGGACCACGCGCACGGCCACCGGUCACCUUACAGACGGUUAUCAUAUUUCCCCUUUCCCGUCCCGCUGGGUGUGUGUGAUUACUCCUUCGAGCCGGCAUUCAUCCGGAAAAGGAACGAACGGGAGCGACAUCGCGUGCGCUGCGUAAACGAAGGUUACGCGCGGCUCAGAGAGCACCUCCCGCAGGAGCUGGAGGACAAACGGCUCAGCAAAGUGGAGACACUGAGGGCGGCGGUCGAUUACAUCCAGCGGCUGCAGAGCCUGUUGGAUUUAAACAACGCGUCCGCGUUGGAGACGCCGCUCGGAGACGCGCGUCACCGCGCGCCGCUUCUGGAGAGGACAGACUUGCAGUAG